Astrephomene gubernaculifera is the source of this 2357-nucleotide messenger RNA. The record is from the annotation of a GenBank genome assembly. Lineage: Eukaryota; Viridiplantae; Chlorophyta; Chlorophyceae; Chlamydomonadales; Astrephomenaceae.
CAAAUAAUAAGAAGUAACCUUUUUUGCGUUUUCAACCUCCCUGUUGCCGUAUGCUGAUGCAUUGCGGCGUUGUUCGUUGGCAAGGCCGCCGCAUGAAACGUAGCGCUCAUACUUCCAUUCCUAUAGCAUUAGCUUGCCUAUCGUCUACCACAAAAAUGGCAUCGUUACAGGCGAAUCCGGUUGCAAUUGGGGCUUCUAGGCCUGUACACCAGCCUAUUCCGAUUUUAGUAAGGCUAGGCUGUUCACAUAGCAGCGCACCAUCUACUUCUAAAUACUGCGGACAAACAUCAGCUGGAGCAUUGGAAAGCGGGCCCCGGCGAAGAGGAUUACCACGGGUUGCGGAGCCUUGCUCGAGAAAAUGGCAAACCGAUUCACUAAUUGCACAUGCGGGACCAGCAGGAGGAAUGGGCGCUCACGGAGGCGGUAUAGGGGAGCCGGCUGACAGUUGGCCAAGACGACUUCUUGUUGGGUUGGCUUUUGCGUACAUCUCGCUUGUGGUUCUGGUGCCAUUCGUGAACGUGUUCGUCCAGGCCUUUGCUAAGGGUAUCGUACCUUUCCUGGAGCACUGCUUAGAUCCGGAUUUUCUACACGCGCUCAAAAUGACGUUGCUGCUGGCUGGCGUCACGGUGCCGCUCAACACGGUGUUUGGCACGGUGGCCGCCAUCAACCUCACUCGCAACGAGUUCCCCGGCAAGGUGUUCCUGAUGUCGCUGCUGGACCUGCCCUUCUCCAUCUCCCCCGUGGUGACGGGCCUCAUGCUGACGCUGCUGUACGGCCGCACCGGCUGGUUCGCGGGGCUGCUGCGGGUGACGGGCAUCAACGUGGUGUUCGCAUUCACGGGCAUGGCGCUUGCCACCAUGUUCGUGACGCUUCCCUUCGUGGUGCGCGAGCUGAUCCCCAUCCUGGACAACAUGGAUCUCAGCCAGGAGGAGGCGGCGAGGACGCUGGGGGCAAACGACUGGCAGGUGUUUUGGAACGUGACGCUGCCCAACAUCCGGUGGGGCCUGCUGUACGGAGUCAUCCUGUGCAAUGCGCGAGCCAUGGGCGAGUUCGGGGCGGUGUCGGUCAUCUCGGGCAACAUCAUCGGCAAGACGCAGACGCUGACGUUGUUCGUGGAGAGCGCCUACAAGGAGUACAACACGGAGGCUGCCUUCGCUGCUGCGGUGCUGCUAAGCCUGCUGGCGCUGGGCACGCUGUUCAUCAAGGAUAAGGUGGAGCAGGCGGCGGCGGCGGAGAGCAGGAAGUGAGGUGGCUGUGGGGAGUGAGGCGGGGGCGAAGAGCAGGAAGUGAGGGGGCGGCCGAGGGCAGGACUGGAUGAAUGGCUGUGCAAUGGGGUAGGAGUGCAGGAGGCGGGGAAAACGAGGGGGAAGGUAUGGUGGCAAGGGUUGGUAGGGGCACGGCCGCGCUUCUGCAAAGGAAGGGGAAUAAGGUUGGGUAUGCAGGGAUGAGGAAAAUCGGAAGCGCCCAGUGGCAAGGAGCACAGGCGGGGCUGGGAAGGGAGGCGCUGGGCCGCUCGUGUUGUGGAGUAGGCUGGGGAAAGGGGCCUCGGAGUGGCUUUGGGGUUUGUGCACUUUGUAGGAUUGUUGGAUGGAUUGGACGCAGGAAGCCUCGUUCUUAUACGUGCCAUUCGACGUGUGGCCUGGAGCAUUUGCUGUCCUGACCAAAGAAGCUUGUAUAGAGGACACAAAUGUGUCGGGUCCAGGACCUUUAGAAGAACGCAGGUUGCUGCUGCGGGUUGCAGGGCGUCCUGGGGGAUAAACAGGGCUAUGCAUGCUUGCGUUGGGAGGAGGGGGUUGGUCACCAUGUAUGCGCGUAAUGGGCAAGUUGGGAGAGAGGAGGAUGCGUCUUUCCUGGAGUAAUCGGUGGUGGUGUCAGGAGCUGGGAAUACAUUGACGGGAUGUAGCGGGUAGAUUAAAAUAUCUUCGGACAUACUAGGAUAAGACAAUGUAUGACGGUUGCAGGUACUGUCACCAUGCACGCCCCACCUGCAACUACCUCAACUAAACUACGCACACAGCCCACGUCCAUUCCUUAAAGGCGCCCGGUGUAGCGCAACAACCUGCAAGCCUGACAACACAGCUGUACGGCAAUGAGUGGCUGGCAUGUGAAACCCUGCAAUGGUCCAUAACACGACAACACGUUAUCGACUACAAUGGCUGUACUGCAAAUGGACAACGUAUGGCCCAAAUCUUCACGGCGACUUCCGAACCCCGCCCAUGACUUGCGGUUUUAACGUUAACGAAACAGCUGACGGAACUGCUGGGUCAAAACUCAGGUUUGUGCGUACAAUACAUGGAAUGCAUACCCCUAACAGCACGCCGUUAUUACCUAGUAGCGUUACCAUAGCCAAUGCACCG